AUGGCUAUACCCAAUAUCUUCACCGUCCUUCUCUUGCUUCCUCUUCAUUUGGCUUUUGGAAACUCAACUUUGAAUUUAACUCUCUACGCCAGUGAUCAUAACUCUUCAUGGCUCUCACCGUCCAAAGAAUUUGCUUUUGGAUUUCACCCAAUCAACAACAGCACAAGGCUCUUCUUGCUUGCCAUCUGGUUCGACAAAAUACCUGCCAAGACUGUUGUCUGGAGUGCAGACAUCGCAGAUCCAGUACCACUGGGAUCGAGGGUUCACCUCACAUCAACGGGUCUCACACUUACUAACCCCCAAGGUCAAGUGAUGUGGGCAAUCAAACCAGAAGAAGAUGUGUCCUAUGGAGCAGUGCUUGAUACCGGAAAUUUUGUUCUGGCAUCCUCCAGCUCUUAUUUGUGGCAAAGUUUUGACAAUCCUAUUGAUACGCUCUUACCUGCACAAACUUUGGAUGUGAACAGUAAGUUAUCUUCUCGAUUGUCGUCGGUCAAUUACACAAAGGGAAGAUUUGAGCUUUAUUUUGAUAGUGGAAAUCUCUCCUUAAGUCAAAUUGGGUGGCCAUCUGAAUCUCAUUACGACAAAUAUUUGAGUAUUGGCACGAGUUCUAAUGACUCUGCCUCACAACUAGUCUUCAAUUCGUCGGGAUAUAUUUAUGUGAAGACAAAGAGUGGAGAUCAAAAAGCUCUUGGGUUGAGUAAUUCCAGUCUUUCUGUUGGAAGAUAUUAUUACAGGGCUACACUUGAUCCUUAUGGAGUCUUCUCGUUGUAUUCCCAUCCCAAGGAACCCAGUGAAGAUCAAGUUUGGUCAAUUGAGGGGUACGUUCCUGAUAACAUUUGUACUGCGAUAUUUAGUGAUUUGGGUGGUGGUUGUUGUGGCUAUAAUAGCUACUGCUCUUGGGAUGACAACAACAAGAGACCAAAUUGUACCUGUCCAAAAGGAUAUUUCUUGGUAGAUCCAAAUGACAAAUUCGGAGGAUGCCAACCAGGUUUCUCGCUUGGUUGUGGAGCUGAUGAUGCUCGAUCACGAGAAAAUCCAGAAGAGGUAUACCGUAUGGAGCCUUUGCAAAGUGUGAAUUGGCCUCUUGGAGAUUAUGAAAGGUUGAUCAAUUUUACCCAGGAUGAAUGUAUAAAAUCUUGCUUGCAUGAUUGUAAUUGUGCAGUUGCUAUCACUGGAAAGGAUUGUUGGAAGAAAAAUUUACCCGUUUCUAACGGAAGAUUAUCUCUAAGUAAGGUUGAAACAAUGGCAUUCUUGAAAAUAAGAAUUCAACCACUGGGUAAUCUUAAUCCUUCUCUGCAAAAGGAAUAUCAGGUCCAACCUGCUUUGUUAGGGUCGCUUAUUGGCUCCCUUGUUCUUAGUACUCUAUUGGUAGCCGCUUUGGUUUUGAUUAUUCUCUUAAAGCCGAAAAAGACCACUCGUGUUACAAGCCUUGUCGAAACAAAUAUGCAUUCUUUCUCAUACAAAGUACUGAAGGAGGCAACAAAUGAGUUCAACGAAGAAGUAGGAAGAGGUUCCUUUGGCAUUGUGUACAAAGGCGUCCUCAGAUCAGUAACAAAAACUGUUGUCGCAGUGAAAAGAUUGGAUAGAUUGUCUCAAGAACGAGAAAAGGAAUUUAGGAAUGAGUUGAGAGCCAUUGGAAACACAUGCCACAAAAAUCUGGUUCGGCUGAUUGGGUUCUGUGAUGAGGGAGUUCAUAGACUUUUGGUGUACGAGUUCAUGAGCAAUGGUACUCUUGCUGAUAUUCUCUUUGGAAAAUCCAAACCCGACUGGAAUUUAAGGGUUAACUUUGCUUUGGAAAUUGCAAGAGGUUUGCUUUACUUACAUGAAGAGUGCGACACUCCUGUCAUCCAUUGCGAUAUUAAACCUCAAAAUAUACUGAUAGAUGCACAUCUGAGGGCAAAAAUCUCAGAUUUGGGCUAG
Messenger RNA from Neltuma alba, 1920 nucleotides. Its product is annotated as G-type lectin S-receptor-like serine/threonine-protein kinase LECRK4. Gene Ontology annotation, biological process: protein phosphorylation. Gene Ontology annotation, molecular function: ATP binding; protein kinase activity. Bases 1 to 1920 code for a protein of 639 amino acids. The record is from RefSeq and is a predicted model, not a curated record. The transcript has a single exon. NCBI's taxonomy places the organism in Eukaryota, Viridiplantae, Streptophyta, Magnoliopsida, Fabales, Fabaceae.